Messenger RNA from Exaiptasia diaphana, 1014 nucleotides. Its product is annotated as protein rep-like. Gene Ontology annotation, molecular function: DNA binding. The transcript has a single exon. The record is from RefSeq and is a predicted model, not a curated record. Bases 1 to 1014 code for a protein of 337 amino acids. Gene Ontology annotation, biological process: DNA replication. NCBI's taxonomy places the organism in Eukaryota, Metazoa, Cnidaria, Anthozoa, Actiniaria, Aiptasiidae.
AUGGCGCCGUCCAAGACGGUGCCCCAAAGGCUAACAGAACAGGCGUGCGAGGCUCAAUACCUCUCUGAGAUUUCAGGUAGAGACAGGCGAUGGGAUCAGAGAAGGGUGAGCGGUGAGAUCGUCGAAGAGAUCUUUCAGGGUUUUGCACAUCCAACAUUCGCCAAAUGGGCACCGAGACUUCAACAGUGUGCGCAAGUUCUCGAAUUCGGCUGGGCGGCCGAUGGUCGAGAUGGCUAUGAGGGUGUUUUGGCUCUCAAGCUGAAGCGGGCUUGGUUCUGUAAAGUUCCAAUGUGCCCGGUUUGCAUGUGGAGGAAGUCUCUCGUGAAGCUCGCGCGUCUCUAUAGCGCCUUGCCGAUCCUAGCUAACGAUUUUCCAAAGCAUAAGUGGAUCUUUCUCACUUUGACGGUGAAGAACGUCGAGGUAGAGAAGCUUCGUGGUGAGCUGUCGGAGCUCCACCAAUCGUUCAAGCGGUUGACGAAACGUGAAGAGUGGAUGCAGGGGAUAGUUGGCUGGAUUCGCUCGACUGAGGUAACGAAGGGGAACGAUGGGCCUAUGAUGGCUCAUCCCCAUAUCCACACGCUUGCUUUGGUUCGGAGUUCGUAUUUUGGGCCGCACUACGUAACGCAGGAGCGUUGGAGAAAGCUUUGGGCGGAGUGCGCUCGACUGGAUUACGACCCAUCGGUCGAUGUUAGGAGAGUGAAGGCGAAGAAGGGUGGGGAUGAGGCGAGCCUGCGUGCUGCGAUCGCGGAGACCGCGAAAUACUCAUUAAAGCCGUUGGAUCUCUCUUUGGAAAACUCUGAGUACAUUCAACAAUGCGCGGUGCAGUUGCGGAAGAUGCGGAUGUACGCGGUGGGUGGGGCUCUGCGGAAUUACAUGAAGAAGGUGGAGGAAGAUCCGGAGCAAAAGCAGCUCGUACUUGGUGACGGUGACGGUGAGAAAUCGGAGAAGAAUCCCGGAGGAGUGAACUAUCACUGGCGAGGUGAUGGAACACCGCGGUAUACGUUGAAGCGAUGA